UCCAAAGUCUUCAUUCUCAUCCAAGCAUAGCAAAAUCAUUCAUCAUUAUAACAUUCCAAUCUACUUUCUCAUCUUCGAAAAAUUCUUUACUGAUCUUAUAGCCUUCAAAAUGAUUAGUACUAAGAAGCUUAUCAAAAUGGCAAGGAAAUGGCAAAGAUUAGCAGCUGCCGGAAGAAGGAGAAUUUCUUGGUCAAGAGCAGUGGCUGAGAAGGGUCACUUUGUUGUUUAUACAAGUGACAAUAAACGGUUUAUGAUUCCUUUGAAUUAUCUUAAGAGUGAGAUGUUCAUAGAGCUCUUAAAAAUGGCAGAGGAAGAGUUUGGAGUAACAAGUUCAGGGCCAAUUACGUUGCCUUGUGAUUCAAAUUUCAUGGAGUACGCGAUCUCUAUGAUCCAAAGACACGUUGCUGAGGAGUUGGAGCAGGCACUAAUCAUGUCCUUAGCCACUUGUAGAUACUCUUCAUUGUCAAAUGACCACCAAGAUCAGACUAAUCAACAAUUAGUCAUCUGUAGUUUCUAGAAACUUCUCCUCAAUCUUUUUGUAGAUAACAUAUAGUUGUACAAUUUUACUGAGAUAGUUAAUGAAAUUUCUAUGAAAGU
Molecule: messenger RNA, 597 nt
Organism: Chenopodium quinoa (quinoa)
Lineage: Eukaryota; Viridiplantae; Streptophyta; Magnoliopsida; Caryophyllales; Amaranthaceae
Product: auxin-responsive protein SAUR64-like
Exons: 1
Coding region: 110-517 (135 amino acids)
Biological process (GO): response to auxin
Source: RefSeq, a predicted model, not a curated record